Molecule: messenger RNA, 3410 nt
Organism: Aspergillus caelatus
Lineage: Eukaryota; Fungi; Ascomycota; Eurotiomycetes; Eurotiales; Aspergillaceae
Product: putative importin beta-5 subunit
Exons: 3
Coding region: 164-3280 (1038 amino acids)
Biological process (GO): protein import into nucleus
Cellular component (GO): nuclear envelope; cytosol
Molecular function (GO): small GTPase binding
Source: RefSeq, a predicted model, not a curated record
UAUCAGUGUCACCAACAGGGACAAGUGCCUGUACAGAGAGCCUAGUUUGUAUUGACGAUUGGCUCAAAUUUUGUGUACUUGAUCCCUUCCAGCGAGUCGUAUUCGACUGCCUUCUAUCAACUAGACUAGCCUUCCGCCUCGAUAAGUACCAGUUCCUUCCACCAUGGAGCAAGAGCUCCUGUCGUUGCUUGCGGACACGCAAUCCCCGGUCGCUGAGUCAAGGAAAUCUGCUGAGCUUCAACUGCUUCGUCUCUAUUCGAACGAGAACUUUCCUCUUUCCCUCGCCGCUAUCGCUUCUCACGAUUCCGUUCCUACCAACCUCCGCCAGUCGGCCCUAUCAGUACUACGCACCUUCAUCGCUGCCGCCUGGUCCCCGAAUCUAGAUGAGUUUAAGGGCCAAAUAUUGAUCAGUGAUGUGAAUAAGUCUCAGAUUCGCAGGGUCUUAUUGGAUCUGGCUACUGUCACAGAAACCCCAGACCGCAAAGUUAAAUCUUCUGCAAGCUUUGCGGUCAGUAAGAUUGCCAGCGCCGAUUUCCCCGAGCAAUGGCCAGAGCUCCUUCCUACGAUCCUCCAGAUCAUCAACGAUGUCAACAGCACAGCUAGCGCUCUGCAUGGUGCGUUGAAGGUCCUCUUGGACCUGGUAGAUACAGGGUUCAACGAAGAGCAAUUCUUUAAUGUUGCCAGGGAUCUUCUUACCUCAUUGUUUAACGUCGCAACCAAUGAGUCAAGAAAACCUAUGCUGCGAGCCUUAGCUGUCGCGGUGUUCCGCUCGUGCUUUGAUACGUUGGAGAUGGUACUCGAGCAACACAAAACUGCGGUCAAACAAUUUAUGGACGAGGUGCUUGGCGGCUGGUUUCCUUUCUUCGUCUCGACUCUGAAGGCACCCUUGCCGCAGGCUCCCAAUGAGGAAGAAGAACGCAAGGAAGGUGAAGUACCUUCGCAAUGGAGAGGUAUUAUUGGACUCAAGUUACAAGUGGUCAAGACUUUGAUGAAGAUCCGAAUGGUCUUUCCGGCUCUUAUGACGGGCCAGAGCCCGGUUUUCUUCUCUACCAUAUGGACAGAGCUGUCCAAUAUCCAGGCUGCCUACCAUGAGUUCUACAUCAACGACGAGAGACAAGGCCGUCUGGAAGAUGUGGACGGACUUCCUUAUACUCUGGACUUUUUGGUCCUGGAGGAGUUGGAUUUAAUCCAAACAUUAAUCAAAGCACCCCCUGUAAAGGCAGAACUGCAGCAGCAAUUACAGAACGCAGGGCAGACUGCGACAAGCUCCAGUUGGCUGCCCGAAAUUCUGAAGCUAGCCAGCUCAUACGCGCAGAUCACCACAGAGGAGGAGGGCUUGUGGGACAUUGAUGUAAACCUUUUCCUUUCAGAGGAGACAUCUGUCACAGCCAACUAUACCCCUCGCACAUGUAGCGGUGACCUGGUAGUCAAACUUGGUGAAUGGCUGAAGGCUCUCACGGCCGAGGGCUUACUUGUCUACUUGAAUAAUGUGUUUGCUGAUUCGUCUUCCACUUGGAAAGCCCGCGAAUCGGCACUUUUCAUUCUGAAUCAACUUCUACGAGACUUCCACGAGGUGUCCCAGCCGAUUUCCCCAGAAUUGGCCGCUGGUUUCAGUACCCUUAUUCAGUUUUCCCUCCAACAGGAGCAUGAAUUUCUUCGAGCUCGUGGCUAUCUUGUCGCUGGAAUCUUAGCACAAGUUUCAGGUGAAGCCUUUAGUGCAACAGCCGCUUCCUACCUCGAGGCAACUUUGAAGGCAAUCUCGGAAGAUCCGUCGGAAAUUGUUAAGGUUUCAUGUAUCCGGGCCCUGCAGGAUCUCAUGCCUUCCCUCCCUGCUAGCAUGACAGCUCCCUUGCAGGUCUCAGUGAUUUCAGCUAUAUCGGAUUUCGUCUCUGAGCACGACCUUAGUGAACCUUCCGACAGUGACGACCUCAAAGUUACACUCGCGGAGACGCUCCGUGAUACAAUCAUGGUGAACCCCAGUGUGGUCCUCUCAUCUAUCGCCAUCGAUGUUCUUUUUAACAUUGCCAGCAAUGGUGCUAACAAUUUCCAAUUAACAAUGAUUGUAACCGAGGCUUUUGAGGAUAUUGCAGAAUCUGUUGCAGACCAAGGCCAUGAUUCCUUUGUCCGUCUCUGCGAAAAAGUGCUACCUUCAUUGACAGGGGCCAUUGAUGUGGGGAAUCUCACACAAGAGAAUGCACUGACAAAUUUCGCUGCGGACCUUCUGCGAGCGCUCGCAGAAAGAGCCCUCGAACCUCUCCCAGCUGGGUUUGUUGAGGCCGUCAUGCCUAAGCUGAAUCGCCUGUUGUUGGAUUCGACCGACGCGGAACUUAUUCGCCCGGCAACCGAAGCUGUUAGGCAUAUGCUUUCGCACGACUUCAAUCAAUUCAUCACGUGGCAUGAUCCACAAAGUGGAAAAGAGGCAACUGAAGUUGUCUUGGUGAUUAUCGAUCGGUUGCUGGGUCCUGCCGUUGACGACAAUGCUGCGACCGAGGUAGGACAAUUAGCGGCUGAAUUAGUGGAGAAAGCAGGAUCAGAAAGACUUGGGCCUUAUCUGCCACAACUUUUGCGGGCGGUCGCUCAGCGACUUGCCACUGCCGAGCAAGCCCAGUUCAUCCAAAGCUUGAUUCUCGUCUUCGCUCGGCUCACUCUGAUCAGCGCGCGUGAAGUCGUGGAUUUCUUGGCGCAGGUGGACAUUGGAGGUCAGAGUGGACUCCCCAUCGUGAUAAGCAAAUGGCUAGAGAACUCAGUCAAUUUUGCGGGGUAUGACGAAAUCAAGCAGAACAUUAUCGCCUUGGCGACGCUUUACAACCUCGAAGACCCCCGGUUAGCACAAGUGCAGGUUAAAGGCGACCUUAUUAUACAGGACACCGGCCGCAUUAAGACACGAUCGCAGACCCGCAACAAUCCAGAUCAAUAUACGACUGUGACUGCCCCAUUGAAAAUCGUCAAGGUCUUAGUUGAAGAGUUAGCCGCAGCGUCAGGAAGCAAAGAGAUCGAUGCGGCCACGGCUGCAGCCCUUGAGGAAGAAGGCAGUGACGACGAUGAUUGGGAAGAUCUUCCUAGCAACACCCUUGAUCUCAGCCUUGGAGUCACUAAACAGGAGCUGAUGGCGUUCGGAGAGGGUGGCACAGAGGGGGUGUUUGGUGUGCGCAAGCGUGAUGACGAGACGCAAGCUUUCUUGUUAGACUUUUUCAGAAACGCAUCCACCAAGCCGGAGUUUCAACAGCUCUUUGCGGCUUUGACGCCGGCCGAGCAGGACAAACUUCAGAGCUUAGGAUGAGAAUUGGACCACUGAUAUACAAUGCAGGGACUUUGUGAAGGCCCACCCUUUCUCUCCUCGGUGGUUUGCUUUUCUGUUCUGUUUUUCGCGUAGCCUUUACCUCGCCCAACUUAAAAUGUGGAAAAUAAAG